ACUACUAGUCCAGACUAUACGGACGCAAAAUGCGUCGCGCUGUUUUUGCGUCAACGCCCCGCUGGCCAGACUAUACAAGCGCAGAAACCGCCACGUUGCUUCCCAGAUCACUUUAUUCCAAGUUGCCAAUAUGGAUGCAGUGCAGAUCGGUGCUGUAGGGUUUCAGUGUCUACUAGAGAUGUAUUUGGAAAAGACCAAAAGGCAGGAUAGACGUUGGGGUACCCAUCCCGUUCUAAGCAGCAGAUUGACAACAGGUGCGUUUCAUUUGAUGUUUGAGAAGCACAGACAAUAUGAAGACAAAUUUUACCAAUAUUACAGGAUGUCUGUUAGCUCAUUUGAUGAACUUUUACAUCUUGUCAGUGACGGUCUGAUGAAGAAAGAUACCAACAUGAAAAGGAGUAUUGAGCCAGCUGAAAGACUUGCUAUAACCAUCAGGUAUUUGGGCUGUGGAAUGAACUUCAGUGACCUUGAAUUCGAAUAUCAAGUAUCAAGAAAAACAAUACGUCUCGUUGUUGAGGAGACCUGUGAAACAAUUUCGGGAAAACUGCAGUCAACUGAAAUGCCAAUCCCUACAAGUGAUGAAUGGCUUUUGAAGGCAACGGAAUAUGAGAAGUUAACCAACUUCCCAAAUUGUGUUGGUGCCAUUGACGGCAAACACGUGCGGAUACAAUGUCCACCAAGUUCAGGUUCACUAUACUACAACUUCAGGAAGUAUUUUUCACUUGUAUUGUUUGCAGUCAGCGACGCACAGUGCAACUUCACUGCAAUAGAUGUUGGUGCAUAUGGCCGGGAGGGCGAUUCCACAAUCUUCAAAAACUCAAACUUUUACAAAAGACUGAAUGCCGGCCAACUGAACCUCCCAACAGAGAAACCGCUUUCACCAGAAGGCCCCACAGUACCUUUCGUAUUUCUUGGCGAUGAAGCUUUUGGUUUAACUACACGUGUGAUGCGCCCUUACCCACAGAAGAAACUCACAAAAGAGAGAAGUGUAUAUAACUAUAGGCACUGCAGAGCCAGACGUACAGUUGAAUGCGCAUUUGGAAUUAUGAGCAACAAAUGGCGAGUAAUGCAUUCCUGUAUCCUGGUGAACCCGAUCUUUGCAACGAAAAUCAUUCAGUCUUGCUGUGUAUUGCAUAAUUAUGUAAAAAGGCGGGAUGGUUACAUUUUUGAAGAAUCGCUUACAUGUGACAUGGAUUGCUUGGUCGGAGCAGCAGUAGGAAGUGGUCGUAGUAACGGACUUGUAGUAAGGGACUUGUUCUUGUGUAUUUCAAUGGACCAGGAGCCUUAA
Molecule: messenger RNA, 1288 nt
Organism: Homalodisca vitripennis (glassy-winged sharpshooter)
Lineage: Eukaryota; Metazoa; Arthropoda; Insecta; Hemiptera; Cicadellidae
Product: protein ANTAGONIST OF LIKE HETEROCHROMATIN PROTEIN 1-like
Exons: 2
Coding region: 131-1288 (385 amino acids)
Source: RefSeq, a predicted model, not a curated record